Acanthosepion pharaonis is the source of this 564-nucleotide messenger RNA. The record is from the annotation of a GenBank genome assembly. NCBI's taxonomy places the organism in Eukaryota, Metazoa, Mollusca, Cephalopoda, Sepiida, Sepiidae.
AUGUCAUCUUCUCUUCAUUCAUUUUUUCUAGCUCUCCCCACCCACAUCAGUUUCAAUCUCAUAUGCCAUAUUUUGGACAGUAUACAUUUUAAUUAUAAAUUUCCCCAUAUUUCGUUUUUUUCUCUACAUGGUCACUCAUUUCAUUCAACGCUUUGUUGUCCUUUUCUUUCUUCUUUUCAUUUCCCUUUUCUUUCUUUCUUUCUUUCGUUCUUUCUUUCUUUCUUUUAUGUGUUUUUUCUUUCUUCCAUGCUUAUUUUUCCCUUCAUGUUUUCUUUUGUUUUCUUCAUUUAUUCUCCUUCUAUCCUAGACUUUUUUCUUUUUUUUCUUUCAUUUCUUUUCUUUUUUUCUUUCGUUUUUAUCCAUUUCUUCAUUCUUUGCUUCUUUUCCUUUCUUUCCCGAUUAAUUCUUUUAACUUGUUCACUGCUACUUUUUUCCCCUCCUCUCUCACUUAUUGAUUUUUCCCUAAUUUUUCCUUUGUUUGUUCGAUUCUUUCUUUCUUUCUUUCUUUCUUUCUUUCUUUCUUUCUUUCUUUCUUUCUUUCUUUCUUUUUCAUUUGCUUUUUAA